This is a messenger RNA of Centruroides sculpturatus (bark scorpion), 645 nucleotides long. RefSeq names its product ferric-chelate reductase 1-like. Lineage: Eukaryota; Metazoa; Arthropoda; Arachnida; Scorpiones; Buthidae. The record is from RefSeq and is a predicted model, not a curated record. Gene Ontology annotation, molecular function: oxidoreductase activity, acting on metal ions. The transcript is spliced from 4 exons. Bases 1 to 645 code for a protein of 214 amino acids.
AUGGCGACAUUCGACGAAGACAAAGCCGAGAUGCUAGAAAAUCUGAAAUAUUUAGAUUAUAUAGAUCGUAUGGAACGAAGAAGCGAUAUAAUAGAAAAUAGGACAGAAAAAAACGGCAGACGAAGUGUGGCUGUAGGAACCAUGACAUCUUCUAGAGGUUUCAUAAUUUUCGUUUUUAUUUUUUCUUGUUUAAAUUUCACUUUAUGCUUCCCUGAUGGAGCACCAGCAGAAGCCUGCGAUUCUCUUCUUCCAAGACAUGCUGGAACAUCUCCAAGCCCAGUUGAAGAAUCACCUUACGUUUUUAUCGCAUCGGAUGAUAAAUAUUCUUUCAAUAAUCCCGAACCCAUUAAAAUACAGAUUUACGGAACUCCUUUCAAAGGAUUUUUGGUAGCAGCUAUCGAUCCGUUGACAGGAGAACGUAUAGGAAACUGGAUGAAAGGAAAAGGCACGGGAACUUUACCUUGUGCUGCAGUAACGCAUUCGGAUGGUAGAGACAAAACGCACGCCGUGUUAUAUUGGUUACCACCUAAGAAUAAAAUGGAAGGAAAUGUCAUUUUUAUGGGCACUAUACUUCAAUCAAAGUCGUUGUACUAUGCAGGACAGAUUGCAAACAUAGCUAAGGAUGAAACUUACCAGACAGAAUAA